AUACUUCAGGCAUGGAAUAAUAUUGAUCCUAACCUUAUACGAAAAGCUUUCAAGUGUUGUGAUAUAUCUAACUCACAAGAUGGCACAGAAGAUAGCUUAAUUUUUGAUUAUAAUAGACUUGGUCAAUAUACAAACUCACAUAAUCAUAUGUAUAUGCAAAAUGA
Cetraspora pellucida is the source of this 164-nucleotide messenger RNA. The record is from the annotation of a GenBank genome assembly. NCBI's taxonomy places the organism in Eukaryota, Fungi, Glomeromycota, Glomeromycetes, Diversisporales, Gigasporaceae.